Propithecus coquereli (Coquerel's sifaka) is the source of this 1389-nucleotide messenger RNA. RefSeq names its product TAF7-like RNA polymerase II, TATA box binding protein (TBP)-associated factor, 50kDa (gene TAF7L). Gene Ontology annotation, molecular function: RNA polymerase II general transcription initiation factor activity. Gene Ontology annotation, biological process: transcription initiation at RNA polymerase II promoter; RNA polymerase II preinitiation complex assembly. The coding region runs from base 1 to 1389 and encodes 462 amino acids. The transcript has 14 exons. Gene Ontology annotation, cellular component: transcription factor TFIID complex. The record is from RefSeq and is a predicted model, not a curated record. Lineage: Eukaryota; Metazoa; Chordata; Mammalia; Primates; Indriidae.
AUGGAGUGCCGUGAGGGACAGCUCCCCGAUUCCUCAGAAAAUGAUUCAAUACUGACGGUUUCGACAUCAGGAGUAACUAGCAACCGAGAGCCCCAGAUUCCUGGUGACCCUGGUGCUGAAACCGCCUGUGACAGCAGCACCGAAAUUGCCGGCGAGCAAGGCACCCGAAUUCCUGGCGACCAUGGCGCUCCUACUGAUGCCGACAGCACUGCCCAAGCUGCUGCCCAAACUCCCGGAAACUUACUGGAAAGGAAAGACAUGAGUGUAAGACGGAAGGAACUUCCUUAUGAACUUGAGAACCAGUUCAUCUUACGCCUGCCUAUGGAACAGGCUUGUACUGUGAGGAACUUAAUGCGUUCUGGAAGUGUCAUCUCAAAGGAUAAACUAAAAAUUGACUUAUCUUCUGAUGGGCGGAAUGCACUUGUUCAGGUAGAAGAUGUCUCACUAGCUGCUAAGCUAGUUGAUUUGCCUUGUGUUAUCGGAAGCCUGAAAACUUAUGAUAAAAAAACCUUUUAUAAAACAGCAGAUAUUUCCCAGAUGCUUGUGUGUAAGCCUGUUGAUCUCCGCUCUUCUCCAGAAGAACCAGUUACCUCUGAUGUUCAAGCAAUGAGUAAAGAUGAAAAGGAGAAACAGAAGAAGUAUGUCUGGAAGCAUGGCAUUACUCCACCACUUAAGAAUGUUAGAAAGAAAAGGUUCCGGAAAACAACAAAAAAGCCCAAUGAUUUCAAACAAAUGGAAGAAAUCAGCUUUACUGAGUGCACUGACUCUCCAGAUGUGGAAAAGGAUGUAAAGAGACUGCUGUCUUCAGAUGCUGAAGCUGUCUGUGCACGAUGGGAAGUCAUUACUGAAGGUGAAACCAAGGAAAUAGAAAGUCAAGGUUCCAUUCCAGGCUUUGAGAUAGCCCCAGGAAUGAGUGGCUACAAUCAAGGUCACAUCUCAGAAUAUGAUAUGCUUCGGGAGACGUUCAGUGAUUCUAGUAGUAACAAUGACGACAAUGAGGAGGAGGAUGACAAUGAUGAAGAUGAGGAUGACGAUGAUGAAGAUGAGGAUGAGGAUGAUGAAGAGGAAGAUGAUUAUGAAGAGGACUCUGAAGAAGAGCUGGAAAGGGAGCUACAGGCCAAGUUUAUGGCAUCUGGCCAGUAUGAGGCAAAGGACGGUGCCAGUUCAGUGGUCUCUGAAAUUCAGAAGCAGAUUCAUUACAUAGAGAAAAGGCUCCACAGGAUUCAGAAAAAAGCACAAAGACAAAAGACUCUCAUCAUGAAAGUGGAGAACCUGAUGCUCAAGAAUCAUUUUCAGUCUGUGCUGGAGAAGCUUACGUUGGAGGAAAAUCAAAAAACUGAGCAGCUUGUUUCCCUGCAGGAACAAUUGAAAUAUUUUCUAGAGAAGUGA